Messenger RNA from Electrophorus electricus (electric eel), 2245 nucleotides. RefSeq names its product carbonic anhydrase II (gene ca2). The record is from RefSeq and is a predicted model, not a curated record. Gene Ontology annotation, cellular component: cytoplasm. Gene Ontology annotation, biological process: carbon dioxide transport; regulation of pH. NCBI's taxonomy places the organism in Eukaryota, Metazoa, Chordata, Actinopteri, Gymnotiformes, Gymnotidae. Gene Ontology annotation, molecular function: zinc ion binding; carbonate dehydratase activity.
AGUGCUCUCCCCGAGCGUGCUUACUGCCCACGAGCGCCGGAGGAGUUACACGGACAUUAGCGCGGAUUAAAAAUGCAGCAAGGUGCGCAUUCCGACGGAGGAUGAAGCACUGUGCGCGGCGGCAUCUCGAAGCUGUGGCACAGCAAGAGCGACAUCUCAGGACUGUUAGAAAGAGAGGAGAGGAGAUGAGAGGAGAGAGAAGGAGAGAGAGAUGUGUCAUCGAUCCUUUGCGCUAGUACCUCCUCCUAGUCGCGCUCGAGUGUGUGCGACCAGCUUCAGAAGAAUCGCGCUCAGGGGACCCUAUAUAAACCCCGACGCGUCUGCGUGGAUACUGGCGGUUUACGCACAGGGCUGACUCAAGUAACAGCAGCUGCUCGCACCUACAAUCAGUCCAACUGUGACAAUGUCUGGCGGAUGGGGCUACGCAGAGCACAACGGACCUGACAAAUGGUUUAGAAACUUUCCAAUUGCCAAUGGACCGCGGCAGUCCCCCAUUAACAUUGUGUCUGCCGAAGCGGCGUACGAUCAUGCGCUCCAGCCGCUCGCCCUGAUGUACGACCCUUCGACUUCCCUUGACAUCCUCAACAAUGGACAUUCCUUUCAAGUUACGUUCGCUGACGACGCGGACAGCUCAACUCUGACAGGAGGCCCUGUUUCUGGCACCUAUAGGCUGAAACAGUUCCACUUCCACUGGGGCUCCAGCGAUGACAAGGGCUCGGAGCACACCGUUGACAGCAAAAUGUUCCCUGCCGAGCUUCAUUUAGUACAUUGGAAUACUGCAUACCCCAGCUUCAGCGAAGCUGCCAGCAAGCCAGAUGGUCUGGCCGUCGUCGGAAUCUUCCUCGAGGUUGGUGAUGAAAACCCCGCACUCCAGAAGGUUCUAGAUGCACUGGGUCCCAUUAAGGCAAAGGGCACGCAGACUUCGUUUGCGGACUUUGACCCAUCCGUACUGCUUCCAGACUCUCUGGACUACUGGACAUAUGAUGGCUCCUUGACUACACCCCCUCUCCUGCAGAGCGUCACAUGGAUUGUCUGCAAGCAGCCAAUCAGCAUCAGCUCUGUCCAGAUGGAGGAAUUCCGCAACCUGCUCUUCUCAGCGGAAGGGGAACCAGAGCGCUACAUGGUGGAUAACUACCGCUCCCCGCAGCCUCUGAAAGGUCGCAAGGUCCGCGCCUCUUUUGAAUAAGAUGGCCGCGGCCUUUACCCUGCACCCCUGUUGCUGUAGUGAACCCCGCGUGCCUCAGUAGACACAGAUGGAGCCCACACGCCUGUCAUUUUAUUCUUUCACAACAAACCUCGCCUGCAGGAGCUCUCACUGAGAGAGUGCUGAUGUCUUUUUGAUUCUUGUCGCUCUGCAGUGCUGUCAUGCCUGGCAGAUCCUCCGCAGUCUUAAAAAGCAGGCCGAGAGUGAUUUUGCAUUCGGUUCCCAGCAUGCCCUGAUCCUGCUACCCAAAGACUCUGUCACAGCUAUCCAGUACAGUGGGGCCAUAGGCAGACAGUCCUGCCUACGGCACCAGUGGCCCUGGCCACUGGCCAUCUGCGACGGCUGUCGCCCACCGUGCCCGGCUGUAAGCUCUCUCUACUUACCUCAGGAUCACUGCAGCUUAGAACUCCCUGCAACACGAACUCUCAUUAUGGCAGAGUGACCUCGAAAUUUCCUCUGGUACACACACACACACACACAUGGUCCAGUACAUUGAGGCUGGAUUUCGCAGAGGAGAUUUUCUGUAGUACUGAUUCUAACGCUUAUACCUCAAAUCAUAAAAGCAAUUUGGUCUGUUUUGCAUUAGGCAGCUUGUCCAUUAACUCGACAUGAAUUGUGAUAUUAGCGAGGAAGCUUAGUGCGGGGUUAUGUUGAAUGAUUCCAUAACGAAUGUUUAUGAUCUGAUGCGAUUUCCCAAAUUAGCUGUAUGAUGCGCGGCUGUGUAUGAAGUGUGCUCCUAAAACUCAUCUCUUUACGUGAAACUGUGGGACCAGAGAAUUGUAUCUUGUAUGUUUUUGUGAAAAUGACUGGGGUUGAAUGAAAUGGAAACAUUUAGAUUCGAUAUAUAUACACACGCACACACACACACACACACACACACACACACACACACACACACACACACACACACACACACAGUCUGCUAUCCACUAUUUUGGGAAAAAAGAUAUUUUAAUUAAACGUAUUAUAUGUUUUGAAUCUCAUUUUAUUGUGUAUGUACAACUAUACUAAGCCACAUUAAACUUAAAUAGUUCAUCAUCA